AAUUAAAAUUCAGGCCAAAGUUUUUCUUGCAAAAUCAGAGUACUAGAUAUGCUUCCCCACCAAUCUCCCCCCGGCUCCGGAAUUUUUACACCCGCUCCCAAAUCUGGAGUCACCGAGGGCUCGGUGUUCCCUGAGGAAAAGGAAGCGUCUUUCUACCCAAGGGGGAAGGCCCGUGCGAUUCUGGUCCUGAGGGAAGACCUGGGGAGCAUGAUAGACACCAUGUCUACCAAGGCCGGGGACAGGAACGAAGAGAAGGAGGGGAGCAUGACAGACACCACGUCUGCCAAGGCCGGGGACAGGAACGAAGAGAAGGAGAACUGUCCCUCGCUUCAGGUGGAUGAGCAGCACCAGUUCAGAAGAGUGCCGGACUGCUGUUCCAUGAGGUACAUCCUGGCUUGCAUCUUCUUCUUCACCACCUUCCUGACCUAUUCCCAACGGAAUGUGCUCAACAUCACUAUCGUCGCCAUGGUGAACGGCACGGACCCCGGGAAGGCGGGCAACGUCUCCUCAGCCGGAUUUCAUGAGGGGAUCAGGCCCAAGCCUCCCGUCUACAACUGGAACUCGGAGGUCCAAGGCAUGCUGCUCAGCUCCAUCUUCUUCGGCUGCAUGGUGACCACGAUCCCGGCGGGAUACCUGGCGACGGUCUUCGGCGGGAGAUUGACGGGGGGCAUUGGAGUCUACCUCAGCACCCUCCUCACCCUCCUCAGCCCCUGGGCGGCCGACAUGGGCGUCACCUGCUUCUCCUUGCUGCGGGCCCUGCAGGGCAUCAGCCAGGCGCUGGUUUUAAUGGGCAUCCUGGGUUUGUUGGCCAAAUGGUCGCCUCCCCUGGAACGCAGCCGCCUCGUGAGCUUGUCCAUCUCAGGACUUCACUUUGGAUUCUUCGUCCCUCUCUUUAUGGGGGGCUUCAUCUCUGAGACUCUAGGGUGGCCUUCCGUUUUCUACAUUUUAGGUGGUGUCAGCUGUAUCCCCUGUCUCCUCUGGAUCUGUCAGGUAUUUGAAGAUCCCGAAUCUCAUCCGUUCAUUAGUGCCACGGAAAAGAAAUACAUCACUUCACAUACCAAACAGAUCAGCAUGUUGAAGCCGAACGUUCCCGUCUUCCAGAUCCUGAAAUCCAUCCCUCUCCUGGCCAUUUCAGUCUGCAGUUUCUGUACUACGUGGCUGACGAUCACCACAGUGGCGACAGUCCCCACCUACCUGAGCCAAGUGUUUCAUUAUAAUCUCACCGAGAAUGGCUUCCUGUCGGCAACGCCCUUCAUCGGGGCCGGGAUCAUGUCCAUCCUGGUGGGAAUUAUGUCCGACUUCUUGCUGACCAGAAACAUCCUCACCCUACUGACGGAGAGGAAGCUGUUUUCCACCCUGGGAAUGCUGUUUCCAUCCAUCUGCCUGGCGUUGGUUCCUUUCAUGGCCUCCAGCCACACGACGGUCCUAGUCCUCCUCAACCUCUCCAUGGUGGGGCAGAGCUUUGGCGGGGCAGGAUUCCAACUUAACCCCCUGGACCUCGCUCCCAGGUACGCGAGCCUACUCUUUGGGAUCAUGAGCUCCUACGGGCAGCUAGGCGGGUUCUUCGCUCCCUUGGUGGCUGGCUUCCUCCUCAAUCACGAUUCGGAGUACGGCUGGACUUAUAUCUUCACCCUGACGGCCGGAGUUAACCUGGUGGGCCUGGCGUUCUACCUCAUCUUUGCCAAGGUGGACGUCCAGGACUGGGCGAAGGAGACUCUCACCCGCCUCUGACACCUGAUGGACGCUCGUGAAGAACCCAAUCCCAUCCGACGACGACUCGACACCCGUCCCCGUGUUUGGUUUUGUCGUCCGUCUCCCCCUUCUAGCCUGUGAGCCCCUUGUCGGGUAGGGACCCUCUCUAGAUGUC
Messenger RNA from Tachyglossus aculeatus (Australian echidna), 1867 nucleotides. RefSeq names its product sodium-dependent phosphate transport protein 3-like. Gene Ontology annotation, molecular function: transmembrane transporter activity. The transcript is spliced from 13 exons. The record is from RefSeq and is a predicted model, not a curated record. Lineage: Eukaryota; Metazoa; Chordata; Mammalia; Monotremata; Tachyglossidae. Bases 49 to 1731 code for a protein of 560 amino acids. Gene Ontology annotation, biological process: monoatomic anion transport; transmembrane transport.